Phlebotomus papatasi is the source of this 3624-nucleotide messenger RNA. RefSeq names its product exosome complex exonuclease RRP44 (gene Dis3). NCBI's taxonomy places the organism in Eukaryota, Metazoa, Arthropoda, Insecta, Diptera, Psychodidae. The transcript is spliced from 4 exons. Bases 111 to 2999 code for a protein of 962 amino acids. Gene Ontology annotation, molecular function: endonuclease activity; 3'-5'-RNA exonuclease activity; RNA binding. Gene Ontology annotation, cellular component: cytoplasmic exosome (RNase complex); nuclear exosome (RNase complex). Gene Ontology annotation, biological process: rRNA catabolic process. The record is from RefSeq and is a predicted model, not a curated record.
CUGCUUUUUACAGUGUAUUGUUUUGAUGACAUUCACGUGUUUCCCGGUGCUUCUCGCUCAUUGUUUUUCAUCCUAAAAAAGCUAGAAUUUGCUUGAAUUAGUGUUUGAAUAUGGAGUUAUCCACUAAUAAAGUGUUCCUGAGGAAGACAAAGCGUGGAAAGAUCCUGAAGAUUGUCCGGGAGCAUUACCUCAGAAAUGAUAUCUAUUGCGGUUCAGAAGCAUGUGAAAUCUGCCCUCAAAUGUCCCAUGAUAAAAUCCUCUCCUCCUGCCCCAAGACCCAGAGUAGCUGUGUCAAUUUUCCGCACUACAUUGUUCCGGACACAAAUGUUGUCCUGGAUCAGAUUGAUGUGCUCCAGGAAAGUGUCCUGUGUGACAUUGUAGUGCCUGGGAUUGUGCUUGAGGAGGUGAAGAACAAGAGCUCUUCGGUGUACAAGAGAUUCCGGGAGUUGUUCUCAAAUUCUGGUAGGAGGAUUUACACAUUUGUCAAUGAGCAUCACAAAGAUACUUUUGUGGAGCGUCAGGCUGGUGAGACAGUCAAUGAUCGCAAUGAUCGGGCUAUUAGGAGGGCAAUUGAGUGGUACAAUGACCACCUGGAGCAGAGUCAGAAGGGGAAGAAAGGGGAGAAGCAGAUUAAAGUGAUUCUGUUGACUAAUGACGCUGAUAACUUGAGGAAAGCCCAGGAAAUGGGCAUUGUAGCCCUAACGAUCGAAGAGUAUGUGAAAUCUCUGAAGGAUCACCCGGAAUUGCUAGAUAAACUGGCUAAGAAAUUUGAGGACACAGAUGGGAACAAACCAGAUCUGUUCCCUCUGCAUCUGUCUCCCAGUCAAAUCCACGAAGGAGUCUGCAGCGGGAAGCUGCUCCGGGGAUCCUUCCAAAGAUCAAGAGAGAAUUACCUUGAGGGAUUUGUUAAUGUGGAAAAUAUGGACAAGUCCAUUCUGCUUCAAGGACGAGAAUCCCUCAAUCGAGCAGUUGACGGAGAUCUUGUAGCCGUCGAGCUCUUUCCGGAGGAUAAAUGGUCAGCUCCAUGCGGAGUGAUCAUCCAAGAUGACGCUGAAGAUCCCGGGGAUGUUGUAGAAGAUGAAACUGGGCUGCUCAAAAGCCCUAAAGAAGUCGAAAAGGUUCCAACGGGAAGAAUUGUGGGCAUUAUCCGGAGAAAAUGGAGACAGUACUGCGGAAUUCUUCAGCCCAGCUUGCUCCCAGGAGCCAUUAGACACCUUUUCAUCCCGGCUGAGAGCAAAAUCCCCAAGAUUCGCAUUGAAACGCGGCAGGCGGAGAAGCUAGCCAGUCAGAGAAUUAUCGUGGCAAUUGAUCAGUGGCCAAGAUACUCAAGGUACCCUUUGGGGCACUUUGUCAGAGCCCUAGGGCCCCUUGGGGACAAAAACACAGAGAAUGAGGUGAUUCUCCUCGAGCACGACAUUCCGCACAGCAAUUUCUCCGAAGAAGUCCUGAGCUUUCUGCCCAAGAUGCCCUGGACAAUAACUGACGCGGAUGUGGAGAAACGGGUGGAUUUGAGGGGGAUUACGAUCAGUUCUGUAGAUCCUCCGGGAUGUACAGAUAUCGAUGAUGCGCUGCACGCUAGGAGGAUAUCUGAGGAUAGGGUUGAAGUGGGUGUUCACAUUGCGGAUGUGUCGCAUUUUAUAAAGCCAGGGAAUGCUCUGGACAGAGAAGCUUCCCUAAGGGCUACCACGGUUUAUUUGGUAGAGAAGAGAAUUGAUAUGGUUCCGGAACUUUUGAGUUCCAAUCUGUGUUCCCUCAGGGGAGGAGUUGAGAGAUUUGCUUUCUCGUGUGUCUGGCAGUUGGACAAUGAAGCAAAUAUCGUUGAGACGAAGUUUUUCAAGAGUAUCAUAAAAUCAAAGGCGGCCUUGACUUAUGAGGAGGCUCAGUUGAUUAUUGAUGAUAGCUCGAAGAAAGAUGAUUUGGCCCUAUCACUGAGGGAACUCAAUAGAUUGGCCAAGAUCCUCAAGAAGAGGAGAAUUGACAAUGGAGCUCUGGUUCUGGCAUCUCCACAAAUUCGUUUCCUGGUUGACAGUGAAACUCAUGAUCCAAUUGACGUUGAGGCUAAGAAGAGCCUGGAAACCAAUUCAAUGGUGGAGGAAUUUAUGUUGCUGGCCAAUAUUUCGGUGGCUGAGAAGAUUGAGAGGGAAUUUCCGGAAUUUGCAAUGCUAAGGCGUCAUCCGAAACCGUCCCAGACGAACCUAGAGACCCUGGUGAAGGCUGGUGAGAAUCAAGGGUUCAAGAUAAAUACGAAUUCAGGGAAGGAAUUGGCCACAUCGCUCGAUGAAGCGAUCAAGAAGGACAAUCCCUAUUUUAACACAAUGCUAAGGAUCAUUGCCACAAGAUGCAUGAACCAGGCUGUCUACUUUAUUAGCGGAACGCUCCAAAAGGAGGAAUUUGCUCACUAUGGGCUUGCAGUUCCCAUUUACACUCACUUCACCUCGCCAAUUCGUCGAUAUGCCGACGUGAUUGUUCACAGACUCCUGGCGGCUUGUAUUGGAGCCGAUGGGACAUAUGCUGAGCUCCUGGACAAGCAUUCCACGUCGGAACUCUGCAAGAACCUCAACUACCGCAAUCGCAUGGCUCAGUACGCAGGAAGAGCUUCUGUAGCCCUAAACACUCAUUUAUUCUUCCGUGGUAAGGCUCAAGAGGAAGAGGGAUAUGUUUUGCUGGUGCGAAAGAAUGCCCUGCAAAUUAUUAUUCCCAAAUUUGGCCUCGAGGGCACCAUCUACGUCAAAGACAAGGCAGGAAGGAAUAAAACAGCUGCCAAUUUCACCUACGACGAACACAAUCAAACUCUUCAAUGUGGAAAGAUUAUUUUCCAUGCCUUCGAUCCAGUCACAGUUCGCCUCAGUCUGGACACUACCAAUGUUCAGCAUGAGAAGCUUGUCUUUGACCUGGUGAAGCCACAAAUCGAGGGAUUCAAUGUUCCCGUCAAGGAAGCCGAGAAGCGAAAGGAACCUCCAACAGAAGGAAAAAAGAAGACCAAGAAGGGCAAGAAAUAAAGACACACAGUGACGAUGUACCAUCAAGUGCUGCUACUGCUCCUUGUGGCCCUUGUGGUCGUGCAAACAUCCCCCGUUCCCCAGCUAUGCGAUCCCACCAUCGUGGAGGACCUGCCACCGAACAUAAAGAAGGUGUGUAAAGUCCUGGAGGAUUCAAAUCACUUCUCCAACCUACUCAGCGCCUACCUACGUGGAGAAACAUCUGCUCUCAUGUUCAGGCCCGAGGAUCUCGCCUCCCUGUCAUCCUCACAAUUGGGCGGCAAGAGGACAGAUGUUGAUCACAUAUUUCUGCGAUUCGGUCGACGUCGUUAAGCACUCCCCGGAACCCUCCACCCUCCUUGCCUUCUUCCCCAAAAAUCCCUGAAGAUCCCCCCACGAUUAUUUCCCCCAAAAAUUCACUGUCCAAGAGACAGCAGAGUUAGUGGUAGAGAUGGCUGCAAACCUUUUCUCUGAGAUACAUUUUGCAACUCUUCAGCAUGCAAUCCCUCUAUUUUGUACAUAUAGAAACAUCUGUGCUGCAUUAUAAAAUUCACAAAUGUAUUCGUACAGGAGAUUACACCUUCAAAAUAAUGUAAUGUUUAUCGAUAUAAAAAAAUAAAAAUAAAUAUUUAACUCUUGAUGGUUA